Molecule: messenger RNA, 2174 nt
Organism: Spirometra erinaceieuropaei
Lineage: Eukaryota; Metazoa; Platyhelminthes; Cestoda; Diphyllobothriidea; Diphyllobothriidae
Source: the annotation of a GenBank genome assembly
AUGGAUGCGGACUAUAUUGUGCAUUUCAUGAGGGGCAGUGGUAAAUGGACAGGUACGAUGCCGUGAAUGGACAUUGCACGGACUUAAAUAUCUCAAAAUUAAAAACUUUUUAAAACCGAAUUAUACUCCUUCCUCAAGUAUACAACAAAAAGACGCCGUUAUUCUCUAUCAAAUGAGCAAAAGAAAACACUUUUUGUCUAUUUUUAUGAUAUAUAUUUGAAUUUAUAAGACCAUCGAAAAUCAGUGCGAAAAAUGCAUGCUACUUAAAUAGCCUUUUUUUUUACCGAGAACGGUCUCUACAGGAGGUUGAAAAAAGGCGCAUUCAAACGUCGACAUCCUGCUGAGUCUGAAAUGCUAUAGGAUUAUGCCACAAACUAAUCAGUAUUACAAAUCCACCUAAGUAAUCCUUCCUAAUCGAAGACGCAUUUCAGAAUUUCAGCCAACAUUUCAUGAGAUCGAUCACGCACUGUAUCUGAGUAAGGUACUUUCAGGAGGUCAUCGAAUUGCUCCUUGGGUGCUUUUGUAAGCCUUGCCGUAUACAUAUCUUUGAUGAUCAUCACCUGCGCAGUCUUUAGUCAAUCCUCAUUUCUUGUCACCUUAGCGACCUAAUCGCUGAUGCUGCAGGACUGUUGACCAGAGCAAUCUUUCCGGUAGUUCACCUUGUCGAGGACAGCAACAGACUGGUCUUGCGAUGCUGGUACCUGUCUUCGAAGCUUUCUAAACCGGAAGGUCAGCAUAUGGCUGCUGGGACAGUGAAUGUGCCUUAAACAUCGCAAUAAUCAGGCUAAGGCCCAGAUAGCAGGAGAGGACCGAAGAUACCAGCAGAAGGGGUUUAUUCAACACAGAGGCCUGGCAAUGCUUUCGGUCUGUCUAGAAGGAUAGUCGACAAGGCAAAGAUUGUUGCUUUUCAACUUCCUCGGAAUUUAAUUGCGAACUUGAAGUAGGUCAGCGUAUACCAAGGUCUAUAGGCGCAAACCGAAAUUUGAUACCCUGCUGCGGCAGGAUAUCGACGAAACACGCGUGUCUGGUCCAUGAAAUCGCAUUUUUUUCUUCGUCUUUCUCGGGGGAUGUUAAGCACGGUAAUAUAUCUGGGCCUCGAAUCUUCACGCAUAUAUAUAUAUGAUGGUAGGGGGCGCUCACCGAUCGUUCUUACGGAACUCACUCGUUCCGUUGUGCCUUACGGACUCUCACUCGAGCUCAACCAGCAGCCGCACAGCAGCGCAUGAUAUAGGCAAAAUGAUAUUACCGACAAUGACAAGGAAGACUGGAAUGGCCAUUUCUGGCUUAUUAGCCGUCGUCAGCCAGUCAUACCCAAGCCCGAAGUGUGGAACACCCGAGGCUCCCGAGGUUUAUUUAACACAGAAGCCUGAUAAUGCUUUCGGUCUGUCAAGAAGGAUAUUCGACAAGGCAAAGAUUAUUGCCUUUCAACUUCCUCAGAAAUUAACUGCAAACUUGUAGUAGGUCAGUAUAUAUCAAGGUAUAUAGGUUCAGCCUCCUCCUCCUCCUCCUCCUCCUCCUCCACCACCACCACCACCACCACUGCACAAACGGCGGCCGCUCAGGCAGCCGUCUCGCACAUCUCCGACCGCGACACAACAACCGGCACCACUUCCGCCUCUCCUGACUCCAGCAAUGAGAAUCAGGACUACACCUGCCAUCACUGCGAUCGCACCUUCACCUCACGUAUCGUCCUGGUCGGUCACUUGCGAAUCCAUCGCACAGAGACCGGCGAACCAGUACCUGAAGCACCAACCUACACCCACCGCACUCGCCUUCACUGCCCACACUGUCCUCGCACCUUCACGCAUCGCAUGGGUCUAUUCGGCCACAUGCGCAUCCACGAGAGCGGAAUCGACCACAAUUCCGACACACCAACCACGCCCAUCACGCCCAGCACCACCCUCGCACCGUCCAUCUGCGCCACCACCAACGCCUCCUCUGUAGCUGAUUCUGACACCGCCGACUUCACGUGCCCACACUGUCCACGCACAUUCACCUCACGCAUCGGCCUGGUCGGUCACUUGCGAAUCCAUCGCACAGAGACUGGCGAACCAGUGCCUGGAGCACCAACCUACACCCACCAAGCUCGUCUCAACUGCCCACACUGUCCUCGCACCUUCACGCAUCGCUUGGGUCUAUUCGGCCACAUGCGCAUCCACGACGACCUGCGGUAG